Vicia villosa (hairy vetch) is the source of this 1732-nucleotide messenger RNA. Its product is annotated as homeobox protein HD1. Gene Ontology annotation, biological process: regulation of DNA-templated transcription. The transcript has 5 exons. NCBI's taxonomy places the organism in Eukaryota, Viridiplantae, Streptophyta, Magnoliopsida, Fabales, Fabaceae. The coding region runs from base 401 to 1279 and encodes 292 amino acids. Gene Ontology annotation, cellular component: nucleus. The record is from RefSeq and is a predicted model, not a curated record. Gene Ontology annotation, molecular function: DNA binding.
UAGCUCAAAAAUCCACCACAUUAAGAUAGAAAUGAGACUAUGACACAAACACCUUUACUUCCUUUUCCCUUUUCCUCCUUCCUUCCAUCUAUCCAUCCAUCAUGAUUCCCCUUCUACACUUUCUCUCUUACAAAACACUCAAACACUAUUUUCACAAGAAAACAAAACUCUCUUUUGUUGUUUUAUAAACAUUAAUAAAUGCUCUCGAUUCUCCCUCUUUCUAUGCGCUUGUAAAAUCUUUGUUUCCAUCAGAAAAAGUGGUGCAGAAAGCUGUGUCUCAGAUCCCUAUAAUACACACUGAUAAUAACGAUACAACUAUUCAUACUUACUCAUUCUAGAGUGGUCCAUAACCUCAACCCUCUUUCCUCUUUAAUAUAUAUAUUCUUACCUUGUGUGGAUUAUGCAAGAACCAAGCUUAGGCAUGAUGCAAGGUGGUGGUGGUUACGGUGGAGACGGUGGUGACAACAACCGACAACUCAAGGCGGAGAUAGCAACACAUCCUUUAUAUGAACAGCUUCUGUCUGCACAUGUGGCUUGUCUUCGGGUUGCAACUCCUAUAGAUCAGUUACCAUUGAUUGAUGCACAGUUAUCUCAAUCUCAUCAUCUUCUACGGUCUUAUAUCUCUCAACAAACUCAUUCUCUUUCACCGCAUGAUCGUCAACAACUUGACAACUUCCUCGCGCAAUAUUUGAUAGUUUUGUGUACUUUCAAAGAACAGCUUCAACAACAUGUUAGAGUUCAUGCUGUUGAGGCUGUUAUGGCUUGCCGUGAUAUUGAAAAUACCUUACAAGCUCUCACUGGAGUGAGUUUGGGAGAAGGAAGCGGCGCAACAAUGUCAGACGAUGAAGAUGAACAAUUGCAGAUGGAUUAUUGUUUAGAUAAUCAAUCUAGUGGCGGCGGUGGAGGCGAUCAUGACAUGAUGGGACUUGGUCCAUUACUUCCUACUGAAUCUGAAAGGUCACUCAUGGAAAGAGUUCGCCAAGAACUCAAAAUUGAGCUCAAACAGGGUUUUAAGUCUCGAAUUGAAGAUGUAAGAGAGGAAAUAUUAAGGAAAAGAAGAGCUGGAAAACUACCAGGUGACACAACUUCUGUUUUGAAGAGUUGGUGGCAGCAACAUGCAAAGUGGCCUUAUCCAACUGAAGAUGACAAAGCAAAACUAGUGGAGGAAACAGGAUUGCAACUGAAGCAAAUAAACAAUUGGUUCAUAAACCAAAGGAAAAGAAAUUGGCAUAGCAAUUCUCAAUCUGUUACCUCUUUGAAAUCCAAACGCAAGAGGUAGUAGUAAUAAUAGUGUUACUAAUUACAACAAGUAAACACAAUUAUAAUAUGAACUAAUUACUUUAUGGUUAUUGGUAAUAGAGUACUAUAGAAGACCCUCCAUUGAGAUGGAUCAGGAGAUAAUAGUAGUUAUUUUGGUUAAUUGAUUUACUAAAAUGUACUUAUGAUGGAUGUAGCUUAAUUUCAAAAGAGUUGUGUGGUUGUAAAUUUGUAUGACUUUUUUUUUGUGUGCAUGUGGUAAGGUUGUUUUGUCACUUUCUUUAAAUUGUGUUUGUAAAUUGUUUGUUACGUUCUGACCAGCUCAAGGAUUAUUACUAUGAUACACACACCACAAGUUUGAAACAUAAAUAUUCACGUUUCUUUAUACAAUUUCUUUGUCAUACAAUGAGUUGUAUUUUUCCAUAUAUAAUAAUAUAAUAAAAAAAGAAAACAAGAUUGAGAUUCCUCAAUGUCA